Molecule: messenger RNA, 6359 nt
Organism: Ruditapes philippinarum (Manila clam)
Lineage: Eukaryota; Metazoa; Mollusca; Bivalvia; Venerida; Veneridae
Exons: 30
Coding region: 82-5379 (1765 amino acids)
Molecular function (GO): calcium ion binding
Source: RefSeq, a predicted model, not a curated record
UUGCAUUAUCUAAAAUCCUAUUUAGUGCGAUAUUUGUACUGCGCAGUUAGGUUAUUGUAGUAAUAUUUUCCGGUAAAAAUCAUGACGGAGUAUGUUUACAUAUAUAUUUUUCUUGGAUUAAUAGUUAGCAUAUCAAGUCAAACGAAAAAAGAUGCUACAAUCAAGAAUAAGUGUUAUCUAACAGAUAUCAAAUUUUUAAACUACAAAAGCUGUACAGGUGUAGAUUUUGGUGGUAAGUUAGUUAAUCAUCAAGGAUCAUGUAUCACAGAAGAAAACAAGGUUAUCGAGUGUAACAAUGGCCAUUGGUCUGGUACCGGAAGCUAUGUCGGACCUAUACGUAGAGAAAAACGAUUUUGGGGUGUUGUGGCCGGUUUUAUUGGAUGUUUUAUUUUAUGUGGUCGUGUUGGCGGUGGCGGCGGUGGCGGUGGUGGUCAAACACCGAUAGCACAUCCUCCUUCAUUUUCCCAGCCUUGUAGACCACGUGAUCUGCAAGAAAAUUAUAACAUUGGUACUGGAGAAAAUAAUGUGAUAGUAAACUGGACAGUGCCUUCAGCAAUAGACGAGGAUAACGAUAUUCCUAGUGUUGUUCAAGUUGAUGGCGGUGAGAACGGAGGACGGUUUGACGGCGCCAUAUCUGGAAAGACACAUUCUAUCAUUUACAAAGCAACAGACUCAGACGGUCUCACAGACCAUUGUUAUUUUAACUUUACAGUCACUGUACUGACCUGCGAUACCCUUCCUUGGUUUGCAAAUGGUAAAAGAUAUUGUGACAACAAGAACAUACUAGGAAGCUCGUGUAAAUACACAUGCGACACUGGGUACAUGCUAAACGGAAGUGAUACAGUCGUGUGUGAAAAUGAAGCAGAUCCUUCUUGGUCGGCGAUUCCUAUUUGUGAAAAGAUCAUGUGCCGAGCUCCACAAUUGCCUGAGCAUGCCACAGUUCAGUGCUCGGAUCAAAACUACGGAUACCAAACGGUAUGUGCAAUGGCAUGUGACAAUGGAUAUGCAUUAGUAGGAGCUUAUUAUAUACAGUGCCAGGCAAACGGAUCUUGGUAUAAUAUUGCAAACUCAUUGUGUGUUGAUAACACACCGCCAACUAUUUCCUGUGUUACUCCACAAAUAUUUUACGCCGACCGAGGCAUUACGUCAACGUUAGUUAAAUGGCAACUUCCAGAAGCGUUUGACAAAACAGAUGAGCACCCUUCCAUAGUACAAACAGGUGGGCCAAUAUGGGGUUCAGAGCUUGAACGAGGAACUGAAGUUGUAACAUAUAUGGCAGUUGACGUGAAUGGAAACAAAUCGCCUGAAUGUUUAAUCGAACUUCGCAUUGAGGUAGUAAUGUGCGUUCAUCCUAUGGAUAGAUUUGAUGAUGAUUUCUUAAGAUUUGAUUGCUCAACACCACGGAUCGGUUAUAUCUACGGCACUUCAUGCAAUCUGUCAUGUAAUUCAAACUUGCCACGCAAUGGCUCGGAUGUCAUAACCUGUGAAGACAAUGGUACCUUCGAGGGCAAUUGGAGUUUCUUAGGAGGAGAACCAUUUUGUAGAGAAAUAUCUUGUCCUGAAUUGGACCCACCAAUUAACGGUGCAUUGGUUUAUGACACAGUAUUGACACGUCCUAUGCGUCAAUUGAUCUGUAAUGAAAAGUACGAUAUACCACCUAUGAGCAUACCUUUCAAUGGGAUUUUUUUCUGUACCGAUAAUGGGAACUGGGUCCCAUUGCAAAAGGUUCCGAAUUGUGUCGAGCCAAGAGAUCCAAGAUUUGUCAACCUACCUGCUGAGAUAUUUUACUAUGGAGGGGAAUGCGGAUCAGAAGAAACAAUGGCGCAAAUUAAAUCGAAUUUCCAAGCUUUAAUUCAAACAAAUCUUGAUCCUUAUUUCGGAAUAAUUUGUCCACCUGGAUUAACUUGUAUCGCGAGAGAUAUUGUUAUCACAUGCGGGCCUAUUGAAAGCCGAAAGAAAAGAUCUCGGGCAUUUGGAGUUCUAAAACGCAAUCUACGAUCAACAAAAUGUAAUGUAGCCUCAAAUAAUCACAUCAUUGCGAAGCGGAACGCCAAUACACAUUCGUUGAGAGUGAAAUUUAACAUUGUAACGUCAUUCAACGAAACCAACACAUCAUUUCAAGAUACAAUUAAGUUAAUCGAUGACGUUCAACUUCAAUUGUUAGUACCAGUAGUAAAUGACUUGCUUCAAAAUGGAACAUUUGACAUUGACAACUAUGUCCUUCAGUCCGACAAUGUAUCGACACCGGAUUACGGAACUAUAACAUGCGAUGAUAGCUAUGUCCUGUACCAAUCAAAAUGUAAGCCCUGUUCAAUUGGCUACUUUUUCAAUAAAACAAGCAACGCGUGCGACGAGUGUCCGGCUGGGCAGUAUAGAGAUAACGAGAGCGAUAUUAACUGUUUGUCUUGUCCAGAUGGAUAUUCUACUCGGUACUCAGGUUCAACAUCCAGGAAAGACUGUCUCCAACUAUGUAUGCCGGGAACAUACUCUCCAGAUAAGUUCGAGACUUGCUCCACGUGCAGCCAUGGUUACUAUCAAGAUGAGAAUGGGCAGACGACAUGCAAACAAUGUCCUGAUGGAAAAACGACAGUAUCAACUAACAGCAGCUCAAGGAGGGAUUGUAAAAAUUUUGACGUUUUUCUCAAAACAACAAAUGGCGAUGUUACAGUAGCAGAAUUAUCUGAAACACUGACCAAUUUUACAUUAAUGUUUUGGACAACGAUUGUCGAUUCACAAACCUCAAAUGCUUCAAUGACAUUAACAAGUGGUGGUUUGACUCUAAUCAACGUUCUUUGGAAUACUUAUUUACAAGUUCAGAUCCGAUCAUUGAUAAAUGAAACUAUUGCCUUCCAUGGCAGUAGUAAAUGGAGACACGUUGCAAUUUCGUUGGAUACAUCGAACUCCCAAGUAAGGUUAUAUUUUAAUGGAGAACUUGCAAAAUCUUCAUCGUUGAACUCUUCAUCAAUAUCCUCAUUUAACCAAACUAGCACAUUGACAGUGACCUCCAACGGCAAGACAGGUAUUUCAUUGACUGGGUUGCAUCUGAUAAAAGGUGUGUUAUCCCAGACUGCAAUAGCAUACCAAGCAAAGUCUUGUCAUACGCUGGAAAUAAAUGACCUCAUCAAUAAAGGAUCUUUUGUCGGCACUAAGAGUCCGGGGAUAUCUCUAGUUGUUGAGUCAAGUUGCUAUGCAUAUGACGAAUGCCUCUUGUCCCCGUGCAACGGACAUGUCUGCACAAAUGGACUCGGUGGGUAUACUUGUACGUGUCAGGGAGGUUGGUCUGGAACCGAUUGCACGACACCACCAGAUUUUUGUAUCGAAAACGCGUGCCAAAACGCUGCCACGUGUGUGAGCGCAAGCACAAAUUACACAUGCAAUUGUGUACCAGGGUACAGUGGAUAUUUUUGCGAAAUUUCUCCAGUAAACGGUGGCUGGUCUGAUUGGUCAGAAUCUGUGUGUUCUAAAACAUGUGGAAGUGGCAUUAUAUACAGAACACGAAAAUGUGAUAGCCCUACCCCUGAUAUAUAUGGUCUUGACUGUAUCGGAACUGCAAUAGAAAUAAAGCCAUGUAAUACACAACCUUGUCCAGUUUGCAAAGAGUUCAAUACAGCACUGGGAACGUUAUGGGAAUGUUAUACCGACGACGAAACUGGAAGUCAAACAUGUACAGUGGAAUGUGAAUAUGGUAAAAUUCUCCCGCCAGGAUUGACAGACCUACAUUCGUUCACCUGUGGUCCAAGCACCAACUAUGAAUGGGACAACUUUGAAAAUCCUCCCAGCUGUGUCGAUCCUAAAAGCCCGAUAAAGAUAAAUAUUACUGUGAAUGUGACAUAUACAAAGGAGAUUGAAGAAAACGCUAUAUCCGAAUUCAAGGACCAUAUUAAUGACAAAAUAUCAAAAGUACCCUGUAUUGACUCGGCUAAUUGUGAGACAGACAUAGACAUAAACCAGUCGAUUAUGACGAUUGGGUUCAGUAUAAAUACAACAGAAGGUCAAGACCUACAGUAUAAUGAUUUUAUUUCAACAGGAGAACCAAAUGAUUCCCUACAAGAGGUUAUUAACGCAGUUAAAUCUCUCGAACAAACUGGUAGGUUUAUUCAAAAUCAUACUGACGAGCUGUUUGACGUCACGGUCAAUAAUACGAGGUACACCAUUACGGAUGAGAAUCCAAUAAUUUACGCUGGCGUAUCAUGCAUUGCUGGGUUCGUGGCUAUCGAUGGAAUUUGUGUUGAAUGUCCUGCAGGCACGUAUUCUUUCGGUGAAAAGUGUUCGUUUUGUCAACGGGGGAAAUACCAACCAAAUACGGGACAGUCGACUUGCAUUUCAUGCCCACCUUAUCGGACAACGGAUGCAAUAGGAUCAACUGAUAGUUCUCAGUGCAAAUCAUAUGACGCAUGUUUGGUGUCUCCAUGUAACGGGCAUGUCUGUACAAAUGGACAGGACGGAUAUACAUGUACAUGUGACAAUGGCUGGUCUGGAACAAACUGUGACACACCGCCUGAUCGUUGUAUUAACAAUGCUUGUGUAAAUGGUGCAACAUGUAUAAGUAUGUCAACAAAUUACAUGUGUGAAUGCACACCUGGUUAUAGCGGACAAUUUUGUGAAAUUUCUCCAGUUGAUGGUUGCUGGUCAGAAUGGUCAGAAACAAAAUGUACCAAAACUUGUGGAACGGGUGUUAUAACAAGAACACGAAGGUGCGACAAUCCUGUUCCAGAUACCCAUGGAGCUGACUGUGUUGGUGAAGCAAAAGAGUCAAUAGCGUGUAAUAUUCAAGACUGUCCAGUGCAUGGAGGUUGGUCAGAAUGGUCAGAAACAAAAUGUUCCAAAACUUGUGGAACGGGUGUUAUAACAAGAACACGGAAAUGUGACAACCCUGUUCCAGAUUCCCAUGGAGCUGACUGUGUUGGUAGAGCUAUAGAGACAAUAGCUUGUAAUAUUCAAGAAUGCCCAGUAAAUGGUGGUUGGUCAGAAUGGUCAGAAACAAAAUGUUCCAAAACUUGUGGAACGGGUGUUAUAACAAGAACACGAAAAUGCAACAAUCCAGUUCCACACACAAAUGGUGCUGACUGUGUGGGUGAAGCAAUGGAGACAAUCACUUGUAAUAUUCAAGACUGCAUAGAAACAAGCACAGUGUCCAACACGACGAGGCAAACAACAACACAAAGGGAAGGAAAACCUAUUCCAGUUGAUGAGAAGCCAGUGACGUUAUUAAUUGUAGGACCUGUGGUUGCUAUAAUUGCAAUUGCUCUUCCAGUAACUCUCGUCCUUUGCAGGCGGUUACGACAUAACACGCGACAAGAAAAAUCAACUGAACCUCCUAAAAAUGUUUUUACAUCGUCUUUAGAUUCGGAAAUUGAAAAAAGCUCUGAAGAAUGUUGAUGUAAAUGAGGAUCUGACUACAUUUUCAUAUAUUACGUACAAUUGAAUCAAUAAAAUGCGGCAUUUCUCACUAUCAAACUAUCUAUAAAUGAAAAUAGAAUUGGAAGCUAACAUAAAUCUAUAUUUCUAUAGACAUUAAGAAUGUAAGGUUCAUAUAACUGUAUAUAAUAUAAAACAUAAACUAUUGGCUGACAUGAAACUACAUUAUAAACAUUUUUAUGAUGAUAAUUGUUAUAUUUGUUAUUGUUAUUAUUUUUCAUAAUUGCUAUCGUUAUUUUCUUUUGUAUUGUAAAUAUAUUGUUUAACUUAUAUAUAUAUAAAGUUGUAUGUGUUAUGCACUGUAUUGUAGUUUGAUAGAAGUCAUAAUAUGCAGGACUCAGUCGUUUAAACGAACUUUAACAGCAGUUGGAUAGUUUGUUAGGAAACAUUGUAUUCUGUUUUUAUACAAUUUAUUACCGUUAAUUCUAACACGACCCACAUUUUUCCCUAUUGAAAAUAGAAGUACCGAAAGUGUGUGUUAUUAUGCUAUAAAAUCACUGUUUGACGUUCUAUAUUUAGACAUGUGACGUAAUCAUUAUACACGUGACGUAACCACUAAAAAUGUGACGCGCUGACAAUAAGUACGGAAACAGAUCAGACGCAAUUUAGCUAAUUAUCAUGUACGACAGCAUUUAUUUGUUGAUGUCGUGUUAGAAUCGAAAUAAUAUAUCCAAAACGAUGAUUUUAUUGCUUAAUAACAUCACUGUUUGUCGUUCGGAUGCGCAUCAUUAUAUCACUCGGGCUACGCCCUCGUGAUAUAAUUCCCCGCAUCCGAACUCCAAACAGUGGUGUUAUUGAGCAAUAAGAUCACAGUUUGGGAUAUAUUAUUUCUUAAAUAUAAACAUGCACAAAAUAUGAAACAAUGUGACAAAUUUGAAAUUCAAUUAAUUAUUAUGUCUGUCUGGUUUAUUUACGCUUAAAUUAUAUUCAUUCAUGUACAA